This is a messenger RNA of Pangasianodon hypophthalmus (striped catfish), 3162 nucleotides long. It is a transcript of the gene lurap1, whose product is annotated as leucine rich adaptor protein 1. The coding region runs from base 562 to 1404 and encodes 280 amino acids. The record is from RefSeq and is a predicted model, not a curated record. NCBI's taxonomy places the organism in Eukaryota, Metazoa, Chordata, Actinopteri, Siluriformes, Pangasiidae. Gene Ontology annotation, biological process: positive regulation of cytokine production; positive regulation of canonical NF-kappaB signal transduction. The transcript has 2 exons.
AGCUGACUCGCAGUGCUGUGUGUUUGUUUUAUUCAGCACUGGCUGUCAUGCAGGUGGAAUUUGCGUUUCGGCUUUUGCCACAGUGAUGGAGCAAAACUGAGCAACUGAGUUCAUCAGAUUCGGAGGAUUAGUGAUUUCAGAUCAGAUUCCAGACAGAACAAAUUCUCCACUCGCUAUUAAUCCGAUGUUAUGGAGCUGUCAUAGUGGCAUAUGGUACUAAACUGGAAAGGGUCUUGCUGCUGCGCACCUGAGGAUGGACAGUAUUUUGGAAAAAUAAACAGAACAGUAUUUUUUUAAGAAGCUCAGUAUAUAUUUUUUUCCCAUGUCACUGCGUCAAUCAUACCUUUUUUUCUGUGAAUAGCGCAAAGAUUUGUAUAGCUUGAUGACUUGAUGAUUCUCAUUCAUUCAUGUAUUGUGUAGCUGUGUAAAGCAGAACUGAAUGGGCAGUGAGAAUGCUCUCUGUAGCUGAGUGCACGGUUUAAACCAGCCUGCCAGCUCGACACGACAGCACCAACUGAGAAAUCGCAGUGAAAGCAGCUGUUUUUUUGUAUACACCACAUCAUGGAAGAAGUUAGUGGCAGUGAAUGUGUGCCCGAUCUGAAAGAGUUGGAGGUGAAGGUGGGGAGGAAGACGCCGGAGGGUUUGCUCAGGUGGAUGCGGCAGGACGCAGCGCAACGCGGCGAGCAGAGCAAAGUCAUCCGGCAGGAGAGCGCACACAGCGCCGAGCAUGCACUGGAUGAGAAGAUCAGGAAGCUCAAAGUCGAGAUGGCUCAUCUCCGGGCGGUGGAUGUGAGAAUCCUGCAACAACUCGUGGCACUGCAUGAAGGCAUUGAAGCAGCAAAGUGGCUUAUGGAAGAGCGUGGCAUGCUCACCAGCCACUGCAGCAGCCUGACGGGCAGUCAGUACAGUCUGGGAGGCAGCUGGAGCAGCCUACAUGAGCCCCACGACAAGCUGGACAACAUCUCCAUCGGCAGCUAUCUGGACACGCUGGCUGAUGAUCUGGAUGAAUACUGCACCUCCAGCGGGGCUGAGUCUGUGCUCUGCACCGCACCUUUGUGCACAGAUAACUCCAAAUCCUCACAGGUGAAACCCAAUGGCCCUAAAGAGGAUGUGAAACCUUCCAACCAUGAUGUGAGACCUUCCAACCAUGACUCUAACCAUGAAGAAGCUAGUAAGAGUAAUGCAGCUAAUACUGGAGUCCUGGAUAGUGCAGUUAAGCAAGACAAAGACUCCCCCAAGGCUCUUGCAGUUGAGAAGCUGGCGAAGACCCUGAGCCCUAAGGGUAAGAUUUACAAGAAUGGCAAGGUGGAGCUGGAAAGCUGCAAAAUGAGUGGCAAAGUGCACUUGGAGUACGAUGCACACUGGCGCUGGGUGCAGUCACAGGAUGAUGUGACAUUUUUGUGAAGGUUUAAAAGAUGCAACCAAAGUUGCUGGUUAUAUUUUGGACUUCAGAGCCUUAUUGGACAGAUUGAUUUUACUCUGGGAUUGGUUCAUAAGAACAUCCUCACACACUUUUGACUGACUGUCGAGCUUAAAUGAAUUCAGAUCUAGAGAUAUGAUGUCAAAGAUCAAAUGAAUUCAGAUCUAGAGAUAUGAUGUCAAAGAUCCCAAGGGGCCAAAGCUUAGAAAGCAUGAACUUUAUAUUUGUCUUUCCAUUCAUUUAUCUGUACAGAUGUUUAUCUAUUAAAACUAUUUUGCUCAGUGAUUCCCAGCCCUGGUGCUAGAGUAACUUGCCCUGCACAAUUUAGUGCUUUACGUCUUCUAACACUCCCACAUUGACUCAGGAAGGGCCUGUUAAUUAUCUGAUUAGUAGGAGGAGUGUUAUGGCGGGAAAACUAGCGAAAUGGAGGCAAGGAAAACACCGGGACUAGAGCUGGGAAUUGCUGGUGCAGUAUUUUUUAUGUGACUGUGGAAUCUGGUUUAUCAGUUAUUUCUCCAGUUCCUUUAAAUAUUUCUUUGCAGAGAUGUGGUUGAUAAUCUCAAGCAUUUUCUGUGUAUCAGUGUUAAUUAUUAGAUUUUCCUUUUCUUUAACUGUGCAAGUUGACCAAUACAAAAUCUGACAUUUAUUUUAAAGUGCUUUAGUUAAAAUAGCCAAUGAUCACUUUAAGAAAAUAAUAAAUUCUUAUUUUCAUGUAAACUCUGAAGGAGCCAAAAGACUGAGAUAUGAAUAGUGGGUAAGCUGACAUUUAUUAAAUAUUUUAGAGAGGACCAAAAUUUUUAGCUAUAAAAACACAUCAUAGUGAUAUUUUUCUAUUUAUUCUAAAGUUGAAAGUUCCAUAAAUAUAGUAUAAUCUGUACAAUGUGUCACUGUUUUUCAGUUGAUAUCACAUUUGCAGUAUAAAAUUAAUGCACAUUAAUGAUUGUUGCAACAGCACACUGUGGCAGACCCAUGCUCAGACUAUCAGGUUCAAGGUUGGAAUAUGCAAACAGAAAAGACAAUGAAAUCGAAUUAUUUUAGUGAUAACUGUUUAAUAAUUGAAGUUAGGGACUAAAGGGAACUUUAGGGAACUUACUGUAAUCUAACAUGGAAGGUCUUUAAUAUUGUUGUAUUGGUAGUUCAGAAUUGACUCAUAUGUAAAGACAGCAACAAAAAGUCAAAGAGCAAAUUUUAUUUGGAUAGCUGUGAGCAAUCAGGAUGAUUUCUGUGUGAACAUUAAACACAGAAUCUGCACCUAAGUGCAAAUGCUUGUGCAAUAUGAUUAAAUAUAUAAAAUAUAUAUAGUUAAUUUAAAUAUAUAUGUAAUUAAAUAAUUCAGAUAAAUGUGGCCUGUUGUUUUACGCUAGAUCAUGCAAAAGCAUUUUAACCAACUCUUAUGCAACCAUGUAGUAGUAUAGAGGCACAUUAAUGUAGUGAGAUCUUCAUGAUUGUGAAUGCAGGGAACUGAAUGCAUGAAAAUGUGUGGGUUUGUGUAUUUGAGAGGUCACACUCUGCUGUGGGGUCUGUAUUAAAGAAAUAGUAAUAUUAAUAAUUAAAAAAACACAUGCAGUGAAUUAAGUAAAUGCAGUUUUUAUAUUAGUGUUAACCCAUAUUAGUGCCACUGGAUGUGGUUUUGCCUGUUUUACUUAUGCAAAGACAACUGCACUGCUGUAACAGUUUUAUGUAAUGAAGCUAUAAAUGCUAUUUGACAUUUGAUGUGUUACCUAAUAAAUGGUGAUGUAUGA